CGUCAUUUCGUAGCAUCGGCUCACUCAUGAGGUGUUGUGUUCGGAAACGCACUUGGCUUUUUGGCUUGGACAAACUAGAAGUUUUACUGUUCAGGUGAGUUAGUGGAAGUCGGUACUAGCUGUGGGAAGAAUCAUGUGGCAGAAUUUGUGACAUCUACGAAUCCUCGACAGUUAACGAAGAAUUGGUCUCGCGCUACACCAUGCAAAUGACUCUCCAACCACCACAACACAAUUUCGCAAGGACAUCACAAAUCAAGCAGAGUCCAAGUAAGACGGAAUUCGAGAUGGCGCCGAUGAUCGCAAUGCACAGGGCAGUGCAAGUGAGAAAUGUUGAAUUGGAAAAGUCAGAGUCACUGACAAACAGAGUGCAAGUGGCGAUGGUGCCGACUCCGAGGGCGCUGCCUGGUGAAGUGGUGGUGCACAUGCUGUGUCGGCCGGUGCAUCCCGCGGAUCUAUUAAGCAUUGCCGGGACGUACCCGCCGUGGCAGCCACCGUGCCUGCCCGCAACUGUGGGCCUUGAGGGCAUGGGCGUCGUUCAUGAGCUGGGGGAUGGGGUUGAGGAGGAGUAUGGAUUGAAAGAGGGUCAAAGAGUUUUUCCGUACAUUCCCCGGCCAGACUUGGUGGGACAAGGAAGUUGGCAAGAAUUCGUGGUCGCACCGGCUCAGGAUGUCUUCCCUAUCCCUGACUGCGUCUCUGACGACCUAGCGUCCCAGUUUUACGUCAAUCCAUGGUCAGCUCUGGCGAUGCUGCGGGAACUCAACCCCCAGAAGGGAGACUACAUCAUUCAAUCGGCAGCUGCGUCGACGCUUGGGCGCAUGAUCAUUCAAGUGGCUCACUACUACGGCUUCAAAACGAUCAACUUGGUACGACGCAAUGAUCAAAAAGCAGAACUGAAGGAGCUCGGCGCCGACGAGGUGAUCAACUACAUGGAAGAGAAUGUGGUUCAGCGGGUGAAGAAAGUCACGAAGGAGAAGAUGGCCCACGGUGGACUCGACUGCAUCGGCGGGAAUUUCACCAAGACCGUGAUGUCGAGUGUUGCAAAAGGAGGUUUGGUGCUCGUCUAUGCGUCUUUGGGGGGUAAAACUUUGCAGCCAGGGCUGGCCAACCUCAUGUUCCGAGACGUGCGCUUGCAUGGAUUCUGGCUCUCCAACUGGCUUAACCGUCUCACCACGGAGGCGCUUGACGAGUUCAGCGAAACUGUGAUGAAGCUUCUGGCGAGUGGCGUCUUUCAAACACAGACCGCAGAUGUGUUUCCCCUCGCUCUCGUCGAGCAAGCUAUCAUCCGGAGCCAGGAGGUUGGAAGGGCAGGAAAAGUUCUCCUCGUGAAUUAGACGGAGAUGUGCGAUGGCUACACCUUUCGAGAGAUUACUCGGGGAUCCUUCUUCUUCUUCAUCUGCUAGCCUGCAAUUCGAGAAUGCCGAGCACGGUGAAAAACCAUGACCUAACAUGGAUCUCCACCUGCUUCAUUGUUAAGUUAUUAGAUACAAAUCUUUCCGAAAAGAUUUGGGUGCUUUAGGAAUCAAUAGAUACAUAUAUAUAUAUAUAUAUAUAAAUAAAAUGGAAGGCAUGGUUUUGCUCUUGUCUCAGAAGGAGCCCAUCCUGUACAAGUGGACAUGAACAUAAUAAAACAUCGGUGGAUUAUAAAACCAAAA
Physcomitrium patens is the source of this 1652-nucleotide messenger RNA. RefSeq lists its product as uncharacterized. The record is from RefSeq and is a predicted model, not a curated record. Gene Ontology annotation, molecular function: NADPH binding; oxidoreductase activity, acting on NAD(P)H. Lineage: Eukaryota; Viridiplantae; Streptophyta; Bryopsida; Funariales; Funariaceae.